AUGACCAAAGUUGUUCGAACAACUCCUAUUGAUAGAUCCAAGAGAACAGCUGUUAAAGGAGAUGUUGUAUCAGAAGUGAAUAUUAUUCACGGAAAGAGAAAACGUCGAUUGAGUAAUAACUCGUUUACUGAUGAUUAUAUUGUUUCAAGUCCUAAAACACCAAAGAAGAAUAAGAAAAAGACUAAAAAGACACAGCAGAAAAAGAAGGAAUUAUCGGAAUCCUCAGAGGAUGAUGAUGAACAAGCUGAAGAAUCAGAAUCAGGAGAUGAAAUUAUUAUUCCUCUCUCUGGUAAUAGAAAUAAGUAUAAAAUUGUGGAUGAAGAUGAUGAGGAAGAGGAAAUGGAAUUAAAACAAGAACCUGAGGAAGAAAUGUAUUCAUUAUUUAGUCAGGAAUUGAAAAGAACUGAAAGAAAGAAGAAACAAUCUUCUUCAUCUGCUCCUAAAGAAUUAUCAACCAAAGUUAAGACUGAAGAACCAGCUAUUGCUGUUUGUGAUUGUAGUGAAUUUGGACCUAUUCCUGUGGAUCCAUAUAAAUUCUUUUCGAAAAAGAUUGUAGAUAAUGUAAAACGUUUGGGUGGUGAAUUUCCAGAAUUUUACGAUUCCAGAAUUCCAAUUGUUUAUAAUGAUGUCAAGUUUUUCUCACCUGAUUCUUUGAGAUUAUUUACCCUAAUUAAGUGGGGAGGAAAGCAAUGUACGUUUUAUUCUAUUAUUUAG
Molecule: messenger RNA, 714 nt
Organism: Naegleria gruberi
Lineage: Eukaryota; Heterolobosea; Eutetramitea; Acrasida; Naegleriidae
Exons: 1
Coding region: 1-714 (237 amino acids)
Source: RefSeq, a predicted model, not a curated record